Molecule: messenger RNA, 1234 nt
Organism: Mollisia scopiformis
Lineage: Eukaryota; Fungi; Ascomycota; Leotiomycetes; Helotiales; Mollisiaceae
Product: carbohydrate esterase family 8 protein
Exons: 5
Coding region: 1-1197 (398 amino acids)
Biological process (GO): cell wall modification
Molecular function (GO): pectinesterase activity
Source: RefSeq, a predicted model, not a curated record
AUGUAUCUCCGAAGAUCUCUGGGAUAUUUGCUUACCAGCACCUUCUUUUUGGCCAACCUCGCACAUGCCAACAACUCCACAUCCGCAUAUGUUGCAUGUCAAGCUGUUACCGUGAAUCCUCUAGAUGGAUGUCCGUCCAACACUGUUCUCGUCUCACAAACUGACUGCUCUGCCAAUUUCUCGACCAUACAAAGUGCUGUAUUAUCUAUCCCCAACAACACGAUUCCAUACACCAUUCUAGUAUUGCCUGGCAACUACAUCGAACAGAUAAAUGUCACUCGGUCUGGUCCUCUCACGAUUCUCGGGCAAACGAAUUCGCCCAACGACCAAAGCGAGAACUCCGUAACGGUCUACUGGACCUCGGCGGAUGCGAAUAGUGAUCUUCCGGGUGAUGCUUUCUCUUCCGUGCUGACCGUGGCUCCAAAUCUCAACGCGAGUCUUACCGGUUCUGGCCCGACAGGAUUCGCGGUUCCGGCUGACACUCCUUUCGGUUGUACCGACUUCCGAGUUUACAAUAUCGAUUUUAGGAAUGUGUAUUCCGAGAUCUCUGCAGGACCGGCUCUGGCAGUGAGUGUAAGUCGAGCAAAUGCUGGAUUCUACUAUUCGGGCAUCUAUAGUUACCAAGAUACAGUAUAUGUUGGAAAGCUGGGAAAUGCAUAUUUCUAUCAUAACGAGAUCGCAGGACAGACGGAUUUCUUCUACGGGUUUGGCACAGCUUGGAUAGAAUCUACCUCGGUUCUCCUCCGUGGUUGCGGCGGAGGUAUCACAGCAUGGAAAGGCACAAAUACGACAUUUGUCAACAAAUACGGAGUUUACAUCAGCGACUCCACCCUGAACGCAGCCAACAGUUCCAUCGCACCUUCGAUGGUCGGAAAAUGCUUUCUCGGACGUCCAUGGAAUGCUUUAAUGCGGGCUGUGUACUUGAAUAUGUAUAUGGAUGCGUCAAUUGCGCCAGCAGGUUUCAAAAAGUGGACCACUGAUCCUGCAACUGACAAUUACGGACCAAACACGACGAUGGCUGAGUACAAGUCUUAUGGACCGGGUUUCAAUUUGACAACUAGGAUAGCUGGGAAUCUGACGAUUGAAUUUACCGCUGAUCAGGCGAGGGCUUACCGUACGCCGAAGGAUGUCUUUAUGGCUUCUGAUGGUAGUCAAUCAUACUACAGCUGGAUUGAUGCUGCGUACUAUCCUUGGUAGAUAAAUUUAGGGAGAGAAGUAAUACAGUAUGGGCCAC